CGGCUUGCUCUCAAUCGAGCGCGGCGCAAAGAAGGACCGUCCGAGGACCGGGCAGCCAAAACAGGGCAGCCAAAGAGAGAGUACUUAAGCGGUCACGAACGGCAGCCAAAAAGGGGCAGCCCCAUGCCGCGCCCCCGGCCCCCCGGCUAUAUACCGCCACCCGAGAAGCAUGAGGAAGGCACGCGCCGCGCCGACCGUAUUGUGGGGAAGGAAGUCGUGAACCGCAAGCUCCAGAUCUAUUUGAUGAGACGGGCGGAAGCCGACGCCGUGGCGGACCUCGUCGAGCCGGGGGCGCCGCCUCCCAAUUUCAAGCUCGUCUUCGACAAGUCUGGAAGGUCGCAAUACAAGGUGCGCUGCGCCUUCGACGCGGAGCGGACCGCUGUUACAUAUGGCUUUGAGGACACGAGCAGCCUCUUCACGCUCGAGGGGCGGCCGCGGACGGCGAAGCGGCCGAAGACGCGGACCUCGAGUAGGCGAAGCCGCCGGGUGUCCGAGCUGACGGACGACGAGAGCUGCAUUCGGCCGGCGACGGCUAUGGCAGCGACGCUGCGGGCGUCUCUAUCAUCAACGCUCGACACGCCGCCGCCAUCGAGGCCGCGGUCGGCACAGUUGUCGCGCAGAUCGAGCGCCGCGACGCCGCGCGCGCGGCCGUCGACGGCGACCCUGCGGGCGUCGCGCGGCUCGCGCGGCUCGGCGGCGGGCCGCGGCGCCGAGGCCGCGCGGCAGCGGCGCGAAACGUUACAACGGGAGCGCGAGGACAUGUUGCGGGGCGCCGUCGAAAGGAAGGCCGCGGCGUGCGGCACCGAGGGCAACGUCGUCGAGUUCCGCAAGAAGCAGCACGCGCGGCGGGAGCGGUGGUUGGCGGCCUGCGCCCUCGCGGCGUCGGGUUUGGACCUGAAGCGCCGCGCUACAACAGUAGAAAAGCGCCGCGAGACGGAUUCUGAAUGGCGCGCCGAGAAUCAAGCUGCCAAAAUUCUAGGAAGGAACUGGCGCAGCCAGCGGAUCAGAAGGCACGUCUACUGGUCCGCGCGUUUGGCGGUUGCCGUGAAGCAGAACCUGCGGUUGUUAUUGGCGAUCCGCAUCGACAGAAAAAGGCGGGCCGCGCGGCGGUUGCGGUGGUUCUUCGCCCAGACCCAUCUAUUGCGGUUGCUCAAGUACGGCUCCGGCAAACUGCACGGCGCCGCUAAAGUGCUACAGCGUGGUACGCGAUCACGGCAGGCGGCGACGCGCGCGCGGCUUUCAGUGCUAAGGCUGCUCUGGUUAAGGGUCGAGGACGAAUUGGACGCGGCGAAGACGGCGAAGCUCAAACGAGAAAGUUUAAGAGCAUCGAGGGGCUCGUGGGACGGCCACCCCGAGUACAUCAUUGGUAUGAAGGCAUAUAAACCAGCCCUCAAGUGUUUACGCAAUGAAGAACCCUGGGAGAAAGUCCAAAAAAAACUGGAUCGGAACCGCAAGAAGCUCGUGCGACUGAGGGUGGUAGACCACGCGGAUUUCGGGCGGACGCAGGACAAGCUGCUUGAUAGUGUAGAGGGUGCGGAAAACGCGCCCUACGAUCCAAGGAGGGAAGCUGGUAUUUUGCGCUUGCUGAAUGAAUUAAGAGGCGAGCAUUCGGUAAGGUACGCGAACUCGAAGGACCGCCAAGCCGCGCAGCAGACGCGGACUUUUAGUCGGGCGUCGGCCGCGCACAUCCUUGCUUUGGACCGCGGCCCGCGAGCUAAGGUGCCUCAACCGGUACCCGUCGAUCCUAGGUUGCUCAUGUGGCCAGUCAUGAACUUCUAUAGGCCGCCGCCGCCGCACCGCCGCGUCGCGUCGCUGCUAAAUCCGGAGCAGUGGGGCGGUCGUGAUUGUUUGGCCGAGCGCGUGCGGGACCGCGUGCUCCUGAGUCGGACGGGCGUGACCAUGUUCUCUGCCAAGGCCUUCACUCCGGACGGCAAGUCCGCGGCGGCCGCCAAGGCGUCGGCGUUUACGAAGCGCUUCCGCGAGUUCACCGCGAGGAAGGGCGCGCCGACGUAG
This is a messenger RNA of Pelagomonas calceolata, 2013 nucleotides long. The record is from the annotation of a GenBank genome assembly. Lineage: Eukaryota; Pelagophyceae; Pelagomonadales; Pelagomonadaceae.